Messenger RNA from Pelobates cultripes (western spadefoot toad), 214 nucleotides. The record is from the annotation of a GenBank genome assembly. Lineage: Eukaryota; Metazoa; Chordata; Amphibia; Anura; Pelobatidae.
AUCAAGUACGGCCCUAUUAAUUCUGGCCCUAUGAGUGUACUGCAUGCUAUCCUUACUCAUGACAACCCUAAUCUAUGCAAAACUCAGCCAGAAGAACAUGACUGUAUUCAUACUAUAAAUACACAUACCUCCCCACGCUUAGACCUCAUGGAUACCCCUCAGCCAGGUUCUGAUGAUGUGUUUGUGGAUGGAUCUUGUUUCCGACCUGUUGACG